AUGAAAAAAUAUGGGAACGCCCUCCCCUCGAUGGAAUUCUUGCCAAUAUGCAUCGAGGUUCUUGGCCCGAUGGACCCCAACACCCUUAAAUUUCUUAAGGAAAUAUGCAAAAUGAUCAGCGUCAGAUCAGGCGACAGCAGGGAACUGUUUUUCGCAACUAACCACAUUUCGUGCUUGUUGCAGCUGUUCCUGCGUGUCUGUGUGCUUGAAAAUAUCCAACUGAAUGCCGACAUCAUCAACAACAGCAGCAGAAGCAGCAGCAGCAACAAAAUAGAUUCCCAUCUCAUUAUUGAUAGCAGGAAAACAGAUAUAAGCAGGACAUCAGCCAAGGCCUUCAUUGGAAGGCUCAAGGAACGUAAUAAAAGUUUCUAUGGCCAAAUAAAACCGGUGAUCCUAGCUUGGCAGACCACUAUCCUCUUUAUACCCUGGUCAUUCGUACUCUGCUGGCUGUUCCAUUAA
Messenger RNA from Helobdella robusta, 459 nucleotides. RefSeq lists its product as hypothetical. Lineage: Eukaryota; Metazoa; Annelida; Clitellata; Rhynchobdellida; Glossiphoniidae. The coding region runs from base 1 to 459 and encodes 152 amino acids. The record is from RefSeq and is a predicted model, not a curated record. The transcript is spliced from 3 exons.